UGGAUAUGAACAGAGAGAUCAUAAUAAAUAAUUGUAUAGUCCUCAUAAAAGUAGUUUGAAAAAAUGGCUCAGAUUGCUAAGAUUGCUGAGAAGGUGCAGCUGAAGUCAUCUGGCGAGAAAUUCUUUGAGUUUUUUAAGAACAAAGCCGACUACUUUCCUCGAAUGUUCCCUGGAAAUAUUAAGAGCUAUAAGUUUGUGGAAGGAAAUAGUUUCAGUCAUGGCAGUGUCUCCAUCUGGAAAUAUGACCUUGGUUUCGGUAGGGCAGUUGAAGUAAAGGUGAAACUACUUUUGGAUGAGGCCAACAAAACAAUCAUCUAUGAAUGUCUUGAAGGAGAUUUGUUCAAAGACUUUGAUAUGUUCAAAGUGAAAAUUGAAGUGACUGAUGGUGGAAGUAGUGGCAACAGCUCAGUUAAUUGGUGUUUGGAGUUUGUGAAGUCAAAUGAAAAUGUGGCUCCACCAAAUGACUAUCUUCAAUUUGGAGCUAAAAUAUGCAAAGAUGUGGAUGCUUACCUUUGCAACAAUUGAACAAAAAACAUAAUAUAAAAUACCAACUUUGGAUUGGUUCUUGAAAUUAAUAUCUUAAAUAAGAUGGCUUUCCCUUUUAACCUCCACUGUUGUGUGUACUUUAUAAAGAUAAUAUUAUCAAUUUCAAUAA
Messenger RNA from Cucumis melo (muskmelon), 655 nucleotides. RefSeq names its product MLP-like protein 28. The record is from RefSeq and is a predicted model, not a curated record. Bases 64 to 525 code for a protein of 153 amino acids. NCBI's taxonomy places the organism in Eukaryota, Viridiplantae, Streptophyta, Magnoliopsida, Cucurbitales, Cucurbitaceae. The transcript is spliced from 2 exons. Gene Ontology annotation, biological process: defense response.